UUCCCUCAGACCCACAUUAUUGGUAUCUUAACUCUGCUAAUGUUUCUGUACUUGGAGAAAAGUCUGCGCUUGUUAGGGUUUAGUGGUCCCUUGUUCAUUAUAGGUGCAGGCGAGUCCCCAGCUGCAGCCCCGUGUGCUUUAAUAGCAGUGUCGUCUCUGAUCUAAACCUUUGCCUGAGAUUUACGUUGUUAAGUCAGUAUGCUGUUUUUCUAAACCAAGAGACAAUUAGACAUUUUGUCAUGAAAUCAGAGGGCCUUAAAACAAACAAAAACCCUUGAAUUUAUUUACUUUUUAAGUAGACUAUUUUUUAGAGCCGUUUAGGUUCGCAGCAAAAUUUAGAAAAAGAUGCAGAGAGUUCCCAUACACCCUUGCCCCCAUAUAUGCACAACUUCCCCAUGGUCAAGAUUACCCACCAGAGGUGGGAAAUGAGUCACAAUCCAUCUACACCGAUGCUUAUAGCGUGCUUCACUGUUGGUGUGCAUUCUGUGGGUUUGGUGAAGUUUAUUUUUAAUGUAAAAUAUCAACUUAACGCAUUUUUUAUAACUGUCAUAUAAUUUUGGUUUUGAAAAUUAGUGUAGAGCAGGGAAAUGGCUAUCUGAUUUUAAGACAGUGAAGGUUUUUAGGAGCCUUAGGGUGUGACAAUGAAAAGUGGUGUCUGUCUGCACAGUUUCUUUCCAAGGAUUCUGUGGCUUUUGAAUGUGAGCGAAGGAGGGAAGGCUGGGAUCUGAGACAAGGUGAAUCGCCUCUUUCUUGCUCCUUAAAUUAAAAAUUCAUUUAAAUUAAGUUGUUCCUAAAUUAAACAUUGCCCCAAAACAUAGAACAUGGUUUCUAAUGAAUAGUCCCAAAAGCUAUAACUGUGCCUGGGCAUGUUUUAAAUAUUUUAUUACAGGUGUGGUCCACUAGUUGACCUCUGUAAAGGCCCCCAUGUAAGACACACUGGAAAAAUUAAAGAGAUAAAAAUUUUCAAGAAUUCCUCAGCAUAUUGGGAGGGUAACCCUGAAAUGGAAACGCUGCAGAGGGUCUACGGGAUAUCCUUUCCUGAUGACCAGAUGAUGACAGCCUGGGAGAAGCUGCAGGAGGAGACCAAGACCCAGGAUCACAGGAGGAUUGGGAAGGAACAAGAACUUUUCUUCUUCCAUGAUCUGAGUCCUGGAAGCUGUUUCUUUCUUCCCAGAGGAGCCUUCGUUUAUAAUACACUUAUGGAUUUCAUACGAGAGGAGUACCACCGACGCAGCUUCAUGGAGGUGCUCUCCCCCAACGUGUACAGCAGUAAGCUCUGGGAAACCUCUGGACACUGGCAGCAUUACAGUGACAACAUGUUCACCUUUGACAUUGACAAGGACACUUUUGCCCUUAAGCCCAUGAAUUGUCCGGGGCACUGUCUGAUGUUUGCCCAUCGUCCACGAUCUUGGAGGGAAAUGCCUAUUAGAUUUGCUGACUUCGGAGCUCUUCACAGGAAUGAGCUGUCAGGAACUUUGCAUGGCUUGACCCACGUCAGGCGCUUCCAGCAGGAUGACGCUCACAUCUUCUGCACUGUGGAGCAGAUUGAAGAAGAAAUAAAAGGGUGUUUGCAGUUUUUGCAAUCCGUUUACUCAACAUUUGGCUUCUCCUUUCAAUUAAAUUUGUCAACAAGACCUGAAAACUUUCUAGGGGAGGUUGAGAUAUGGGAUGAAGCUGAAAAGCAACUACAGAAUAGCUUGAUGGAAUUUGGGAAACCAUGGAAGAUGAACCCGGGAGAUGGAGCAUUUUAUGGUCCUAAAAUUGAUAUAAAAAUCAAGGAUGCUAUUGGCAGAUACCAUCAGUGUGCUACAAUUCAGCUGGACUUCCAACUGCCUGUAAGAUUUAAUCUUACGUAUGUUAGUAAGGAUGGGGAUGAUAAGAAGAACCCUGUGAUCAUUCAUCGAGCCAUUUUGGGGUCAGUGGAAAGAAUGAUAGCCAUUCUCUCAGAAAACUAUGGAGGAAAAUGGCCUUUCUGGCUGUCUCCUCGUCAGGUAAUGGUCAUCCCUGUGGAGCCAACUUGUGAAAAAUAUGCACUUCAGGUAUCCACUGAAUUUUUUGAAGAAGGAUUCAUGGCUGAUGUUGACUUAGAUCAUAGUUGUACACUAAAUAAGAAAAUACAAAAUGCACAGCUGGAUCAGUAUAAUUUUAUUUUGGUCGUUGGAGAAAAGGAAAAGACAAAUAAUGCCGUAAAUGUUCGAACAAGAGACAACAAAAUUCAUGGAGAGAUUUCAGUAACUUCUGCCAUUGAUAAAUUGAAGAAUCUCAAGAAAUCACGUACUCUGAAUGCUGAGGAAGAAUUCUGAAGUCCUUUCCUUGUGCUCACAUCUGUGUAACCUUGUUCUGAACCCUGAACAUGCAUUUUCCUUAAUUACCAUUCAUACUUCUGAGAACUUAGGACCCACUAUCUGGUCCACUGAUGGGCACAGUGAGAAGUGAGAUGGGGAAUGAGUGGCUGAUAUGCACAAAAUCUGAUUCACUAAUGUGUCUGCGGACAAUGAGACGACAAGUGUGGGAAAUUUUAAAUUUCCCAAAUAUCUUGAGAGACUUCAAUGGGAAAAUGUCAUUCAUCAAAGAGGGAAAUACUAGGAAAUGAGCAUUAUGAGAUGUUACUGUUAAGAAUUCUGAUUUUCAAAAGAUAAGUUUCAAAAGUCUGCAAAGCUUUU
Molecule: messenger RNA, 2663 nt
Organism: Aethalodelphis obliquidens (Pacific white-sided dolphin)
Lineage: Eukaryota; Metazoa; Chordata; Mammalia; Artiodactyla; Delphinidae
Gene: TARS3
Product: threonyl-tRNA synthetase 3
Exons: 12
Coding region: 1002-2303 (433 amino acids)
Biological process (GO): threonyl-tRNA aminoacylation
Cellular component (GO): mitochondrion; cytoplasm
Molecular function (GO): threonine-tRNA ligase activity; ATP binding
Source: RefSeq, a predicted model, not a curated record